This is a messenger RNA of Zeugodacus cucurbitae (melon fly), 603 nucleotides long. RefSeq lists its product as uncharacterized. The coding region runs from base 10 to 603 and encodes 197 amino acids. The record is from RefSeq and is a predicted model, not a curated record. The transcript has 3 exons. NCBI's taxonomy places the organism in Eukaryota, Metazoa, Arthropoda, Insecta, Diptera, Tephritidae.
AACAACAAAAUGGAACGAGAAACCAGGGAAAUGGCGAUACAAAACAUCAAACUCAUUCAACCGUUUGAUGGUGAUCGAAAUUACUUGGCACUCUUUAUUCAAGGUGUCGAUGCGAUCAUGCCACAGUCUCCUGUUAUAUCGGAAGAGACGAAAGUAUUCUAUCUACACUGUGUUAUAAAAAUACUCAGAGGCGCUGCAUUAGACGUGGUUAGACGAGAGCAACCACCAGAUUGGAUAACGCUGAGGCAACUACUUAUAGAUGAAUUCGGAGAACACACGGCAGUUUCAACACUAAUCCUAGAAAUAAGCAAUAUUAAAUUUAAAAAUAAUGUUAAGCUACUAUGCGAAGAGAUUAAUUUAGAAGUUUGUAAAGUAAAAGAUGUUAUCAAACUAAAAAAUGAAAGUUGCUCAACUAAAAUAUUUUUGUAUAAUGAAUUAGAUCAAAUAACACCGAUUUGGGUGGUACCAAAGAAGUCAGAUGCUUCAGGUAAAAAGAAGUGGAGGAUUGUUGUCGAUUUUCGCAAGCUCAAUAGUAUUACUAGUGAUGAUAGGUAUCCCAUUCCUAACAUGGAUGAAAUUCUCGAAAAACUAGAUAGAAAAUAA